Molecule: messenger RNA, 3223 nt
Organism: Rana temporaria (common frog)
Lineage: Eukaryota; Metazoa; Chordata; Amphibia; Anura; Ranidae
Gene: HEATR4
Product: HEAT repeat containing 4
Exons: 18
Coding region: 151-3204 (1017 amino acids)
Molecular function (GO): oxidoreductase activity
Source: RefSeq, a predicted model, not a curated record
AUUACUAGUGCAAGAUGUUAGUGAAGAAAUGUGAUUACAAUCUCACUUCUAUGUUUUAACUGGAGAUUAGGAGCUGAUCUUUUCUGCAGGUAAACAGGAUCUAAAUGGACAACAACCUAUUUGAUCAAUAUGCCACACGCAGGGUAGUAGAUGUUGAUCAAUAGUUGGAAGAUAGAUGCAGAAGCGGAGACCCUAAAGUCGGUUCAGGUAUACAAUUGGAUUUUGCUAAGUAUGAUGGAACUUUCUACCACCUAUUGUCAUCAGAUGGGGUUUUGCCUUGAACCAUCUCAAAGAAUUUCAAAAUUCAGCUUACCUUCACACGGAUCUCAUCACCCGACAUCUAUCCAACCUAUAACUGAGUACUGCUCAGCAAACCGCCAUUCCUUACAGCAUCAAGCCAAAUACAUUCAAAGUGUAGCUGGAGACCUUCAUUUUUCCAAAGAGGUGGUAAAGGACAGAGGCCUCUCCAGUCUACCCUAUGAAGAAUGGGAUUCACAAAGUAUCUACAACAUCUUAGAUAUUAUUCCACAAACAAAAGGCAAGAGGGGAUCAAGCACACAUCCAAACCACCACAAAAUAUAUAAUUUAAACCCUUCUGUACCUUCCAAAGAUAUAAAAUCAAAAAGCUGCCCUAUACUUGGGAAGAGUAUAUGGAAGACACAAGAAAAUGUACCAAGUCUCCUGGUAGAAAAAGCAAAAGCAUCUGAUGUAAGCGGACAGACUAAAGACGAGCUCAGGGAGAAGUUUAAACCAAGUCUUGCUUCUGAGUCAAACAAAUUAAAAUGUAGAAGCAAUGAAGUUCUUUUGAAGACUUUGACAAAAGCUAAAUCACAAUGUCUGUUGGCUCACACCACGGAACAUAAGGAACCCAAAGAAAGGUUUGAUCAGCAGUAUGGUCUGGAUAAGGCUACAGUGCUGAUAAGUGAGGACCAUUUGACUGAAGAAGACUUCAGGACAUGCAAUGAAUUAGAGAAGCGCAGGUUACAAAAUGUACACGUUGUUAUGCAAGAAAAAAAAACUGAAACCCUGCUUCCUGUUUAUUACAACCUACCUGGAUAUUUACCAUCACCAACAGAAAAGAAGGAGGUUGGUGGCAAAAACAAGACAGCAGAAACAUUGGUGGUCAAGCAUUAUGAAUUACCACCUCCACUGCGGCUACAAGACACAAUAAACCCAAAAGCAGGGAAAUAUGUCUAUUCCACUGAGAAUGAAUUUGAGAAAGAACUUUAUUCAGGGGCAAGUAAAAUUGUGCACCAGAAAGGUACAAAGCAGAGGGACUUCAUUUUAAUGGAGAACCACAAUAAAUAUAAAAAGAAUGUACAGCAAUCCUUGCCCAGAUCUUAUCAUGAAUGGGGCCUUGCAGAGGAAAAAACUGGUCAUACAUUGAGACCUGAAAAGGGUCCCCGUAGAUGGCUUGGCCUGCCAACAGCAGUUGUGGAUUAUGUUGGAAGGAAAACUCGGGAAACACCUAUAACUGUAAGAGACAAAGAGUCUAAGAAGAUACAGCUUGCUCAAUGGAAUGAGAAGCGAGUCCUCCACAAUAUUGUGUCUCAAUGGAAGAGUGCUUGGGUGAUAAGUGCCAUGUGGAAAGAGACCACCCUGGAGCAGCUUACAAGAGAUCUUGCUAGUGUCCACAAAGCCUCCAACGUCUCAGCUCUUGUGACAAUUGCUUCUUCUGCAGUUGCUGGACCUCUAGAUGAGAUCGAUCCCCAGGAAAUAACUGGCAAAAAAAUUGAUGGCCACAAAACACCACCCACUGUGCCAACGUUGCCGUCCGAGAUACAGAACCUUGUUUCCGAUGCUCUGCACAAUGAGGAUGACCUUGUGAGGACGGCAGCUGCACUGUGUCAGUUCUUUAUGCAAGAGUUCAGUGAAGAAGCCAGGAAGAUCAUGUUCACCGUCUUGGAGAAUGGCAAUGAUGCAGAUAGCUGGGCUGCGGCUCAGUGUCUGGCCCUGGAGGGCAAUCACAGUUACCUGGUAAUACAAAGGAUACUUACCCAGCUAUUUGAGGUGCUGGAUGAGGAAACAGAAAACCAGGCUUUGUAUCUGCUAAGCCUGCUCAGUCAGAAAACAAAUCUGAUUUAUUCGUUGCUGGGAGAAGCACUUAACAGAAGUAACUGGAAGGAUCGAAUUAUUGCAUGCAGAGCCCUCUCCCGUCUUCAUGGGGACAUCAGCCGGGACCUGAAGAAUAAACUAAGCCAUCUGAUGUGGAAUGACUGGAGUCCUGCUGUGCGUUGGGCAGCUGCCAAAGCACUGGGCAGUCUUGGUCAAGGAAAGGAGGUGCAUGAUCGAUUAAGGAAACACCUAGAAGGUGACAGUUGGAAAUCAAAGGUGGAAGCUUUGUCUCUCAUUGGUUGCCUACAGAUUAUGACAGCCCAGCUGUUUCCAGGAUUCCUGCAGUGUUUUACUAACGACUUUGCUGCAGUUCGCAGACAGGCCUGUCGCACUUCAGGUGUACUUCACAUUAAAGAUGAGAUGGUCAUGGAACACCUCUACCACAUAAUUCAGUAUGAUCCAAUAUGGAAAAUCCAAGCACAGGCAAUCAGAGCUCUAGGACAAAUAGGACAUAUUACAUCUCAGGUGACAGAACUCCUCCUGUGGGCCAUGAAGCUGGAGGAGCCAGGUAUCCGAAUAGAGGUUUAUAACUGCAUCGCUACGUUGCAGCUUUGUGACUCUGAAGUUCAGUAUGCUCUGCAGGACAGGCUGACACUGGAAUCCCAUGGGAUGGCCAAUAGGGAGCUGAAAAAGACUCUGGAUGCUUUAAACAUGAAGCAAAGUGAGAACCAAGAGAUGCUGUUAAUGAUCAAGCAGCAAAUGUCCAAGCUGUGCCAGAAAGAAGUGCUAUUUCCUAAGAUUCUGAAGUUGGAUGAGGAUUUGGAGGCAGGACAUCAAGAAAUAGAACUGCUGUUGCAGAAGACUCCCGACUGGAGAAAUAAAAUAAUGGAACCUUUGUUUUUCUGCGAUCUUGUUGACAAAGCAUUCUCAGGCAAAGGGUAUUCAUCAGCAACCUCUGGAUUAGAGAUGAAGAGUACAGACUCAGAACUACAGGCACUAAUGGAAAAUGAUUCAAGAUCAAUAUCUCAUCAAAGUGAAAGUUCACAGACAAAUAUGUCCAAAUCAUCCAGUGCUGCAGGAGGAAAGACACGGCACAAUAAUGCUUUGGCUCAAGAGAGCAACCCAGAGAAUGAAUACACUGCUCUCUAACCCUCUAAAAAGGAGUGAC